UAAGUCAACAAACAGGCAAGGCUUUGUGCAGAACAGGAGUAGCUGGAAACAUUUCAGCGAGCCUGUCCCGCACCGGUCUAUAGCUCCAGUUCGAUGACAGUUCGUCUUUCAUUUCACCCUGGGCUCUAGCCCAUCGUUGUAAUGCAGCGCACCCUGCUCGCGUUUCUUUGGCCCGUUGCGCUACUCAACCUCGCCGCGCUACAAGCGCUGCGCGCACAGCCUGGUAUCGAUCCAGUGAAUACAAAUACAACGUCAUGGCCUGGGUACCUGGCCAUCGGGCCACCCCUCUUUCCGCGCGAGCAUGGCGAGUCCACGGCCUGCUAUUCGAACUACAACACGCUGACGGCCGCGGCCUGCACCACAUAUGACAGCCAGACGCUGCCGCUGCAGCUACACAAUUGCGUCCACGCGGGCUCGGCCUCGUCGGGCACGCUUGUCCUUCAUCGCACAGUCGUGCAGGGGCUGGAGCCGCUGGGCACCGCAAUCUACCGGCUUCGAGUGACCGGACCCGCCGGCAUGUGGCUCCUGGAGCCGAGUUACUGCAGGCCAGACCUGGCCCUGGCGACCUACAGCCUGCCGGGGCCGGGCCGCUACUCAAUUGAGGUGCUGAUGCUGUACUCCAGCUUCUCCUUCGCUGCGCCCAACACCAGCAAAGCCAUGUCGCAGCCAUGGGCGGGCUACCUCACGCUCAGCGUCGGGACUGCUGCAGCUGCGGCGGAGCAGCAGCAACACCUGGAGGGACAGCACCUGGCGCAGUCCUGGAGCUCAGCGCCCGACGAGUCCAUUCUGGCGUCGCCAAGCAGCGGCGGACACGCCGACAGCAGCGCCGACGACGACUCCGCGCCCGCGAGCUCGCUCCCGCUGUGCCCGGACACCGGGCCGCGCGCCGGGCGGUGGCGCUUCCGCACCUGGCCCGCGCCUGACGACGUGGCGCCGCUGCUGCGCACCUGCAUCUGGGGCGACGAGCUGCACGACUGCGCGCGGGCCGAGCGGCGCGGCAUCCACACCGCCAGCCACCCCGGCACCCUGUACUGGCAGCCCGCCGGCUGCCGCAUGCGCAGCUUCGCCGGCAUGCAGGCAGCCAUGGCCUCCGCCGCGGCCGCAGCGGCGGCGGCGGCGGAGCCCGCAGACGGCGCAGCCGGUGCCGACCGGCCGGAGCGCGGGGCGCAGUGGCGGGAGCAGCACGGUGAGGAGUUGGCGGGCGAGGGCGGGGCCGGCGACAACAGCGGUGAGGCCGAGGCCGAGGCGGCCGCCAUCACGCCGGCGCAGUGCCUGCCGCCGGGCCGGCGCGUGUGCUUCCUGGGCGACUCGCACGCGCGCUACCUGCACAACAGCCUGGUCAUGUGGGAGACGGGCUUUGUGCGUGCGCCCAACAACAGCAUCAAGGAGCUGCUGGCCUCGCCUGCCAACACCAGCGUCUACUUCCGCAUGCUGUGGGGACACGACUGGCCGGAGCCGGAGCAGCCGCUGGCCGGCGGCGGCAGCGACAGCAGCGCUAGCGGCAGCGAAGGCGCGGGCGGAGGCCCGAGCCCGCUGGUGGCGGCGGGCUGCACGGACGUGUUCGCCAACUUCGGGCAGUGGCCAGCGUCCUACCGCUCCGGCCCGGCGCCCUUCUCGGCGGGGCAGUAUGCGGCGCAGGUGGCGCACGUGCGGCGCAAGCUGGCGCAGCUGCGGGCGCAGCACGGCAUGCGCGUGUACUGGAUCACCACCGUGGUAUCCUCGCUCAAGGCGCGGCUGGAGUCUUCGGGCAUUGACUGGCGCACCGACCCGCUGCUGCUGCUGUACAACCGCAUCGCCGCCGACGUCAUGGAGGGCGGGGCGCAGCGGCGCAGCGGCGGGGGCAGUGAGGGCGACGGGGGCAGCGAGGUAGGCGCUGGCGGUCGCAGGGUGGCGCAUGAGGGCGGCCAGGCGCAGGGCCAGGCGGAGGGGGCAGCGGAGGCGGAGGUGCGGUGGCAGCGGCAGCUGCAGGCGCAGGGGCAGGGCCUGUGGCUCGGCCUCCAUUCCCAGGGCAAGGAAGGGCCAGAGGAGGCGGCGGACGAGGGCCAGGAGGAGGCAGUCGAGGAGGCAGGCGAGGAGGAGGAGGACGACGAUGAGGAGGGGCAGGAGCAGGGCACGGGUGCCGGCGUGGAUCACCUCCGAGCCCUGCUGUCCAGCCUGCGAGCAGCACAGGCCUCAGCGGUCGAGGAGGCAACUAGGGCCGGGGGCCAGAGCGGCUCUAGCGUAGGAGGCGAUGAUGUGGCAGAGCUGCAGCCGCCUCGGCCUCGGCGGCGGCGGCGGCUACGCCAGCAGCGGCGGCGAGCCCAGGAGCUGCUGCUGUGGGGCCGCGCGCCGGCGGCCGCGACGGCGGGCGGGAGCAGCAGCAGUAGUGUUACUAGCAGUAGCAACUCAGGAGGCGGGCGCGGCGUGAAGGGCUCAGACGUAGGCGACACGGAGACGGCACUCCAACGGCUGCUCGCGGCACUGCCGUUGCCGCUGCCCAGCCGCCGCGCCGCGGAAGAUGGGGAGGCAGAAGCGGCGGCUGGCGGAGAGAGCCAGGCGGGCCGGUUUCCUGGGCAGCUGCCAUCCAGGCAUCUAGGCGCUGACGGCGGCGCAGCCGACGGCAGUAGCACGACCCCCACCAGCAGCACCUCCGCAGCCUCAGGGGAGGAGGCGGAGGCGGCGGCGGGCCUGCACGCGCCCAUCCCGCUGAUCGACACCUUCAGUGCCACUCGCAUCCUGCACGAGGCCACCUGGGACGGCAUCCACUACACCAACCGAGGCCUGGGCGGCGAACUGCAGCUCACCGCGGUGCUGCACGCGCUGUGCGCCACUGGAGGUGCCGCUGAGGGUGCCGCUGAGGGUGCCGGGUGAUGAUGAGUAAUGGGUUGUGGUGUGAUGAUGUGAUGCAAUGUUGGGCAUGGGGUGGUUCGGUGAUGGAGUGGCGGUCUGGAGCAUUGCGAGUGGGAUCCGAUGCACGUGAUCUCAGGAAGGCCGCAUGGCGAGACAAGGAGUGGGAACGUGAGCGGUACUUGGCGUAUGAGUGAUUGUUUGGGUGUGAUCAAGGCGUUGGCCGAUGUUGCCGCCCAUUUUGCGGUGCUGUGGUGAUGCAGCGGGGGCAGUCGAAUUUGAUGGAGGUGUGAUAACUGCCAAGGACUGGCCAAAUAGCGGCAGGGGUGCGGGGCACGAGGUGAUGAGACGGCGGCGUGCUGUGAUACUGCGGGGCGGCUGUGGCCUGAGUCGACACCAGAGACGACGCCCCGAGCACGACGAGUGAAUAAUGCUAACUCUGACGGGCGCUGGUGUGCUGCACAUGUGCAGAUAGUGCAGGCGCUAACACUGACGACCUGCACUGACAGGCGCAAUCGCGUCUGAUUAGUCUGCUGGACCGGGCCCGAGGACAGUUUGCUAAUGCGGAUAAUGAGGGGUAU
Chlamydomonas reinhardtii is the source of this 3407-nucleotide messenger RNA. RefSeq lists its product as uncharacterized. Lineage: Eukaryota; Viridiplantae; Chlorophyta; Chlorophyceae; Chlamydomonadales; Chlamydomonadaceae. The transcript has 2 exons. The record is from RefSeq and is a predicted model, not a curated record. The coding region runs from base 142 to 2850 and encodes 902 amino acids.